Messenger RNA from Vanrija pseudolonga, 1523 nucleotides. RefSeq lists its product as uncharacterized. The transcript is spliced from 3 exons. Bases 45 to 1523 code for a protein of 492 amino acids. The record is from RefSeq and is a predicted model, not a curated record. Lineage: Eukaryota; Fungi; Basidiomycota; Tremellomycetes; Trichosporonales; Trichosporonaceae.
UUCCAUUCCACUCUAAACUCUGUCGCCUCUCUCAGUGAUUCAACAUGUCGAAUACUAAGAUCACCACCUCGAUCGAGAACAAGGACGCAAGCAUGGGCACGAGCAUGGCCCAGAGCGCGAGCGGUACCACCCCUCGGCCAGUCUACGACUUCUAUCUCGAAGCCAUGUUGCCCCAGAAGUUUCCUCCGUGGACCGACGAUGAUCUCAACCCCCCUGGUAUUGCUCCGCUCUUGCGCGCCGUGGAUUCGUUGGGAGACGAGCCCGAAGACAGCGACGACGACGAGUCGACGAGCGCAGACGAGUCGUCUGGCAGUGAAGACGGGUCUUCGGGGGAUGACGAUAGUCCACAAGACAGCGGAAACCAGCUCUCGAGCGAGGCUGCAGCUUGGCGGGAGCUGUACAACGUCCCACGCACCUAUCCGAAAGCUGAAAUCGACCUGUUCCUGAGGCGAAGGCUGAGUGAUGCGGACGCUGAGGUCAUUCUGAAGGCUUCAAUGGAAAGCUCCCUCUACCACCUUUAUCUCAGGACGAACUCUCCAACGCUCAAGUUGUUUGACGCCAUCAUGGCGGCACCUGAGGGUGCCGGGCGGUGCCUCGCCGACCUUAGGAUUGAUGCCCCGUUUCGCAAAGAGGACGUCAACACCUUGAUUGCUUUCCUCAAACGUCCGGAGUCAUGUGGCUUGCGUGACCUAUACAUUAACCCAAAAGAAGAGGCCCCGUUUUACCACGAAGACGACUCCGAUGGAUCGACCUUCGAAAUCGAAGAUCAAUACAACUUCUCGGAUUCGGAGCAAUCAGCCAUUAACCAAGUGCUCAAGAUGAGACGCGUAAAAUUCGCAUUCUCGGACAUGUGGGAUUGGUCAGGCCUUAUUGGCUAUGACUUUGAUGACAUCUUUGUCAUGCAAGCCGCGAAACGAGCUCUACCAGUUGCCCGAAUCCUCUUCCGUGCAAGGCCCGCUCCUCCGAAGAAACGUGCGAAUGGCGAGGCCCACAUUCUCCGCCUGCCCAACGAGCUUCUCGCCCACAUUGUUUGGUUCGUUCCUCAAGAUAACGAGCCGACUAUAACUAGGUCCCCCCUCACCUAUGGCGACCUCAUGCGUCUGUGCAGGCAGGCCGCCCACCCAGAACAUCUCAAGACCCUGUGCGAGGGCCUUGCCCAGUAUAUCCGCACCCGCCCACCUUCCGACGACACGCCAUACCGAAAGCGCUGGCAGGAGUGCAUCGACAUGUGGCUGGAAGCCGGGCAGUUCUUGUACGACCUAUCGACCCCGAGGCUGUACGAUUAUUUCAAGGGGCUGAGGGCUAAGGAGAACGAAGCCAACGAGGUCAGCAGGGCCACCGAGGCCACCGAGGCCAACGAGGCCACCAAUGCCUACGAGGCCACCAAUGCCUACGAGGCCACCAAUGCCUACGAGGUGAACGAGGCCAACGAGGCGAGCGCGGCCAACGUGGGCAAUGUGGCCAGGGUCAGGGGAGAUACAGAGGUGACGGGUGCAGGGCAUUCAGAGCUCAACGGUCCAUGA